UAAUGUUACUAUGAAAUUAAUUUCCAUAUUAACAAUAAAUUGGAAGCUUAUUUCUUAACCAUAUUACGAGAGCUUCCUUUUGAACUUGUCCAAUCGCUUCUUCUCAACAAUCACGGGAACUUAACGACACUGAUCGAAUUGCGCUUUCUCUUUUUUGUGGUGGCUAACGAGUAUUGAACUGCACAUGGCGAGCGCUGUAGAUGCCUCGGGAAACCCAAUCCCAUCGUCGUCGGUGUUGAUGGCAUCGUCGAAGCACAUUGGGAUCCGGUGCCACUCUGAGAACUUGGAUUUUCUGAAGUGCAAGAAGAAGGAUCCUAACCCUGAAAAGUGUCUUGACAAGGGUCGCGAUGUAACCCGCUGUGUCCUUGGACUUUUGAAAGAUCUGCAUCAAAAGUGCACAAAGGAGAUGGAUGAUUACGUUGGCUGCAUGUACUACCAUACAAAUGAAUUUGACUUGUGUCGCAAAGAGCAGCAAGCAUUUGAGAAAAAGUGUUCUUUGGAAUGAAACUAUGCACAGUUGUCGAAAAUAAUAAUGAAGGCGAUUUGGAGUGAGCCAAUGCAUUUGUUUUCCAUAAAAUCAUUAAUCUUUUUUGCUUGUAAGACAGUGUUGGAAUAUUUGCCAUUGACAAUGUUCGCCCUCUAAAUUUUUCUAGAGAAAUUCAUGCAACCAGUACAAUACCAAACUCUUCAAACAUAAUAACUGACAAGAAUUAAUUUCUGUUGGAACAUGAUUGUAAUUUGGUUUGUGUUCAAAAUGCAUAUUUCUGAUGCCUUCGUUGUUCCUGGCAACUGAAGUAGGAAGUAAAACAUAAGCACCCGAACCGCAAGUGCCACACCAAAAUCUGGUAAUUGUAUGAUUUUCAUCUAUCAAAAUUCACUUAUGCUAA
Messenger RNA from Vigna radiata var. radiata (mung bean), 887 nucleotides. RefSeq names its product NADH dehydrogenase [ubiquinone] 1 alpha subcomplex subunit 8-B. The coding region runs from base 185 to 505 and encodes 106 amino acids. The record is from RefSeq and is a predicted model, not a curated record. NCBI's taxonomy places the organism in Eukaryota, Viridiplantae, Streptophyta, Magnoliopsida, Fabales, Fabaceae. Gene Ontology annotation, biological process: mitochondrial electron transport, NADH to ubiquinone. The transcript is spliced from 3 exons.